GCGGGCAGCGGGACACACCGGGACACACCGGGACACACCGGGACCCGCCGGGACCCGCCGCGGCACCGGCACCGGCACCGACCUGGCCUGACCCCGCCCGACCCGAUUCGGGCCGGGCCGCCAGAGAUCGGCACCGGGGGCACCGGCACCUUCAACGGGCCCUCACCCGGCACCCCCGAGCGAUCCCCGCAGGGCCGCGGUUUCGCUUUCGCCGCUCCCUCCCCGCGCUGUCCCCGCCGGGCGAAGGCGGCAGCGGCCGGGCCCGAGGCGCGGGGCUGUGAGGGGAGCGGGACCGGCACCGCACGGAGCCAUGGCCAUCGCCGCCGUGCCCGCGGCCGAGUCCCGGCUCUGCGGCAACUGCAAAAAGGAUAUUCCUGCAGUCAAUUUCAUCAUCCAUGAAAUCCACUGUAGAAGAAAUAUUGAAAUAUGCCCCUACUGCAGCGACACCAUCCCAAAGUCUGAGAUGAAGAACCACAUUGAGUCUGAACACGUGCAGGUGAGAGACAUCUCUGCUCUGAAAGCUGCUCGUGUCUGUGCUGAUUCAUCUCAUGAGCUCUCUUUGCUGCAGGUCACCUGCAAGUGUAGGAUGAAGAUGGAAAACAGCCUCCUGAAGGAUCACGAGGCGUCCUCGUGCCCGCUGCGCCCCGUGCUGUGCCAGUUCUGCGACAUCCAGCUGGCCUUCAACAAGCUCCCGGAGCACGAGCUCUACUGCGGGGCCAGGACCGAGCCCUGCGGGCGCUGCGGCCGCAACGUCCUGCUCAGGGAGCUCAAGGAGCACCCCCGGGUGUGUGGCAGGGAGGAGAAGGCAGCCAAGGGGAGCAGGAGAGCGCCAGCAUUCGGGAACGAGCGCGGAGGCGAGAGGAACCGACAGGGAGCAGGGGAUGAACUAGAGAGACCUGAAAUCCUUCAUUCCCAACUUCCUGAAGACUGGAACGCUGACCUGGACUAUGUGUUGGCUCUCAGCCUGCAGACUGAGAAUAAUGCUCACCAUGAUACUGCAGCUGACAUUCCCGGGGAUUUCUGGGAAUACGACUACACCAAAGAGCCUGGACAAUCCUCCCACCUUGGUGGGAUGGACCUGUCCAACAUCUUGUCCUGUGACUCUCCAGGGUCCUUUGGCACAUCAAACCACAGCAAAACAGACAAGGAGGUGAUCAUGUUGCCCUGCGAGUUCUGUGAGGAGCUGUGUCCUGCUGAAGAUCUGAUCCUUCACCAGACAGGGUGUAACCCAGCAAGUGCCUUUGCCUCGUUCAGUAAGAGAAGUUAUUCUCCACAUCCAUGGGAAUACGGUGUUGGAGCUGGGGGCUCCAACAGCCACAGGACCGUUCCCUCAUCCCAAGCUGUCCAGGCAGAAGGAGACACCAUGAUUCCAUGUGAAUUCUGUGGCAUCCAGCUGGAAGAGGAGAUUCUCUUUCAUCACCAGCACCACUGUGACCUGCGCCCUGCCAGCCCCACAGGUGACAUUCCAGCUCGGGAGCUGCCGGCUCCUGCGCCCCGCGGGGACAGACGGGAAUCGCCGGAGCCGGCUCGGCGGCGGAUCCGGCACCAAGGAGAUGUUUCUCCUUGGCACACGGAAGGCUUCGGGAAGCUGGGGCUGUGCCCUGCUGCAGGGACCAGGCUGAGGACGGAGGUGGCCAAGGCUGGGGACGCGGCGUUGUCCCCUCCAGGGAGAGCGGGUGACGCUCCGGCCGCCCGGGCAAAGCCUGGGAAGGGCAGCGGCAGGGAGGGGACACCGAGGGACAGAGGUGACGCUGCAGCUGCCACAGCAGCCCGGGCAAGACCUGCUCAGCACUUCCAGGCAGAAACCUUCACUUCCAGCUCCUCCAGGGCUUCUCCAGCCCAGCCAAGCUCCAGCGCCGCGGGAGGAAGGAGCCCGGGGCUGUCGGACGGGCGCAGCGGCCUCCGGCGCCGGAGCUCCAAGGCGAAAGCACAGAGCCCAGCAGCCGGACACCCGGAGGAGUGAGCCAGCGCCUGUGGGAAACACGGCCCUGUGCCCAGGCUCUGCUUGGCAAAUCCUGACACUCAGCUUCAAUUUUUAGGCAGUGACCGUUUUCUAAAUCUCUAUUUUUAAAUCCGUUGAGAGCAAAGUUCAUGUUUUUAUGUCUCUGAUGGCCUCGAGCACCCCUCCCAAGGCAUCACAUUGAGUCUCAGCUGGGGCCCCGGCUGAGCUGUGUGUCCUGCCCUGGAGCACAGCCGGGGACACCAACAGGGAGCACUCGAUGCUCUGGCCCCGUCCCACACGGAGCAGGCUUGGGGCUCCAGGGCUUCUCAGUGCUGCAUUUCCAAGUUUAAAGCUUCUUAAGUUCCUUGGAAUAAAAUUUCUCUGAUGCUGUCCCAAACCGUUGUGCGGUGCCGUCUGUCCCCCGUGGCGACGCGGGAGCACAGGAUCCAUUCCCGCCGUUAUUCCCUGCCCUGGGUUCUGUUGCUGCUGGAAUCCCCGGGACUUUGGGAAGGGGAGCAGAUCCUGGAUCACAGCCCUGAGCAGCAGGCUAACGAAGGAGGUGCAGCAGGUGGCACAG
Molecule: messenger RNA, 2519 nt
Organism: Hirundo rustica (Barn swallow)
Lineage: Eukaryota; Metazoa; Chordata; Aves; Passeriformes; Hirundinidae
Gene: TRAFD1
Product: TRAF-type zinc finger domain containing 1
Exons: 10
Coding region: 311-1963 (550 amino acids)
Source: RefSeq, a predicted model, not a curated record